AUGACCAUCAAGCUUGCUUCGUCUGCUGCCGUCGAGGCAAGUUCACGUUGGAAGUACAAGUAUUUCGUUGCCAUCGAGCCAUCUCGCUUGGGGCCAACUCCUGCAGCCGUGGUGCAUGCUCACCUGCUCCUGUUGAGGAUGCCCGCCAACUCGAGGUUGAUGCGCUCCCGCAGUAGAGACAGGCCACUAUAUUCUCGCUUUCCCGCCCCGCUCCGGAGGCUAGACGGCCUGGUUGCGGAACCCGACGAUUUCGAGGUCCCGCGACACGCUGAAGAUUCGAGCGUCGGUCGAAAGACGGGCGUCUCGAGGCUCGGCCAACAACCAACACCAGACCAGACCAACGACGCCCGCGCCGCCGGGGAACGGAGCCGCCGCAGAACGUUGGGCCGAGCUGUGCACUCGUACAAGUAUAUGGGGAAAGCGAUUCCGGGACGACGAGGAUGUCACGACCUGGCACGGAGCCAUCCGCGAGACUCCCAGGACGAGCGAAACCCCGUACAGGCACAGGCACUGGACAAGAUCGCACGCUGGUUGAAUGGAUUCAUGUCCGUCCCAUGCCAGCAGUGGCAGAUCACGGCAGAUUCCCCAAGGGCCCUUGGCGUCGCGCUGCCUACAUGGAAUCGUUGGCGUUCCCGGCGGUCCCCUUUGGCUAAAGAGAUCCUCGUCCAGCAGAUGACCUUCGGGCGAGCCGAGUCGACUAGUAUGCGCAAACGACUCUCCGCCUCGUCUCGCUACCAUCACUACUAA
This is a messenger RNA of Trichoderma citrinoviride, 747 nucleotides long. RefSeq lists its product as hypothetical. Lineage: Eukaryota; Fungi; Ascomycota; Sordariomycetes; Hypocreales; Hypocreaceae. The transcript is spliced from 5 exons. The record is from RefSeq and is a predicted model, not a curated record. The coding region runs from base 1 to 747 and encodes 248 amino acids.